UUCUACAGAUUACUAAACCAAACAGUUAUGAGUAAACAUUUAUAGUACUUAAGAGAGCUUAAGUAAGUUAUUUUAUGUUAAUUUUUACAAUACUUAAGCACUGAAAGUUGUAGUCAUGUCUGACUGCUGCAUCAAGUGGUGGGGAGUAUUAUUAUGGUUUGUCUGGGUUCUCAUGGUGGCAGCGCAGUUCAAACACCAUGAGCUUGAUGAGUUUGAUCAAGUGGAGGCUCUAUACCACAGCAUUACUCCUGAAAACUGCCACAUUAAACCAAGAAGCAACUUGUUCCUGCCGGUGGACACAGUCUCUCACAUCCCCGACAUCCAGGAUGUGAACAUCAACCCAGUCUUCCCUAACAGGACAGGACUCCUGCACCUGCACAACAUGGCCCAUGCCAGAGCUUUCUUUUACUCCUAUAUCCUGCAGACCAGAUUCAAGAGACCUCCUCCUGCAAAUGAGUCCGAAAAUGCAUACGAGUUGGACCCUGGGUUCAUGUACUACUUCCUAAGCUGCGUGGCUGACGUUGCUGCAAACCCCAAAAUCAACUCAUCAGCCAUAUACUUCCAGCCUAACAUGGCCUACACAUCGUCGUACUCUGGCUUCUACAACAAAACUAUGCCACUGUUUGCUCCCAGAGCUUUCAGGAUGGACGACUUCAAUGAUCCAGUACACAUGGAAAGAACUUCUACGUUGAAUUUCUUUCAAGUCGAUGACUUGGGCGCCAUCUUGCCAUCAGGAGAGACUAGUAAGAACUACACACUGGAGGACUACUUCAUUAAUGAGUGGUAUUACUCCUGGCUCCCUCACACCAACCAGCGGCAGGACGGCAUCACCACUUUCCAGGUGAAGAUUCGCUACGCAAACAACACAAAUGAGACGUACGUGUUCCAUGGCCCCAAUGCUGCUGAUGAAAAACCUGGCCCCGUGAAGUUCAACCGUCCGUAUUACGACUGUGGCCGCAGCAACAAGUGGAGCGUGCCUGCCGUGUCACCUAUUGCCGACCUGUACCACCGACACACCGCUUUCCGGCACAUCGAGUAUCCGACCUUCACGGCCAUCUCCGUCAUGGAGACGGACUUCGAGAGAAUAGACGUGAACCAGUGCCCGCCCUCAAAAGGCAAUGACGGGCCCAACAGGUUCUCUGACACUGCACGGUGCAGGAAAGACACUACAGAGUGCGAGCCACUAGAUGGCUACGGGUUCAGACGAGGUGGCUACCAGUGCCGCUGCAAGCCAGGCUACCGCCUCCCCAACGUGGUGCGGCGUCCCUACCUUGGGGAGCUCGUCGAGCGCGCCACCUGGCAGCAAUACGAGGAGAGCUUCUCCUGCCAGAGGAUCGGAUGGAUUCACAAGCUCCCGGUGACAUACAAUCGCCUAACGCAGGAAGAGCGCAACUGGUAUGUCACGAGUCGCUUCAACAACGCUACGGGCAUCAACUCCACGUUAGGCCAUAACCUGAACGUCAACAACUUCAUCUGGUUCCUAAAGUCCGUCACUCCAGAGACAUGCCAGAGCUACACCAAGGCCGAGCUCACGCUCAACGGCGACGUCGCGUAUGGCGCCGAUAAACAGUUUGAAAACGAGGCGAGGAUGGCGAUACGGUUAGCCAAUUUUGCCAGCGCAUUUCUUCAGAUUGUUGACCACGACGAAAUCUUCGCCGGAGUUCGUGUGGUGGACCGUCCCUUUACUGAGGACCAGAUGAUGGGCGAGGUGCUGAGCAUUCUGCUUGGCAAUAACAGGGUUUGGUCGGCUGGGAUGUACUGGGACCGAAAUAAAUUCCCAAACCGUACGCUCUUCGCUCCAUUUGCUUUCAAAACGCAAGAAAACACCCGGAAGUUCUCGAUGGAAGACUUGGCUCGUAUCAACAACACGAGACUAGCAUACAACAACCAACCCUUCUUCAGAGAGCUCAAGUCUAGAUGGUCUACAAACUUUGAUGAGCUGGAGAAGUAUUGGGUUAAACUAAAACUUCGCUUCAACGAGACCGGCAUGCAGCCGAUCCGUUACGAGCGCUACCCGACCUUCUACAAAGCGGCUGACCUUCGCCACGGCAUGUGGUCUGAGCCUUACUAUGACUGCUCAGGCCCCGUCAAGAAGUGGCUCGUCAAGUAUGCUGCUCCCUUCUUUGGAUGGGAUUCACUCCGACAGAAACUAGAAUUCAAGGGAGCCGUGCAGGUCGCGGUAGAUCUUCUGAGAAUGGACAUCAAUCAAUGUCCUGCUGAGUACUUCGUCCAGAACGUGUUUAAGGACACCCACCGCUGCGACAGAAAGACGUCUUAUUGCGUACCCAUCCAAGGCCGGAGGUUUGAGACGGGCGGCUACAAGUGCGAGUGCAUCCAAGGCUACGAGUAUCAGUACGAAGAUCCAAUCACUUACUUCGAUGGCCAGCUCAUGGAGGCCGAGUUUAACAACAUCAUCAAGGAUACAAACUCAAGGUUCGACUUCUUGAAGUGCCGGUUGGCGGGAGCUGUGAGCACCUCGUCGAGCUCGCUGUUGUUGCUGUUCGUGGUGCUGGUGCAGCAGGUGUUCAGGAAAGCUGCGCGCCAUUGAUGCCUGGCCUAAUUUCUCACAUGCGGUCUAAAUACUUCGCUUCACGGAAUAUGCCUGCUUGAUCUGUAACGGGCACAAUGAAGGACUUUGUCUUGUUUCGGGAUUUACCUGUAACCGUAAUGUUCUGAAUGGUUGUGAUUCUUUGAUGAACACAGUGGAAAAACAGCAUUUCGUAUUAGCAAAACGUUAGCUCCAAAGCUGUUUUUUUCAGCACUGCAUUGAUUAGUUGAAUAGAAUUAGCCUUUCACAGUCAUGCCUCAAAGCAGUAGGUGAUUCGGUCAUUCGUGCAUCCCUCAGGUGCUCCUGGUCGCCAUGAGUGCCUUAUAUUGCUGGCCAUUUAUGUUCUAAAGAGAUAAAAGUCUUAUUUCGUCAGAAUUUUCCAGUUGAAUUUAUUAUCUGUUAUAAUUUAUAUAGGUACUCAAUGAUCAAAAUAUUAGGUGAUUCGAAUUAGGUUUGUGAGCUAAUUUAACUGGUUGCUUAAUUUAUGUACCUAUUAAGUUUUGAUCUAUCCGUCCCUUGAGCAGAAUUUACUCUGCUUUAGAUACUUAGUAUUUUUAGAUACCAUAGUUUUAUUAUAUUUUUUAUCGUUGAUGACGUCUAAUGAGAAAUAUUUCAUUGAGUUGGCUUGUGCUGAUAAAAUCGGAACUGAAUUUAAAUAACUUCGAUUCAACUUUUAGAUCUCAAGUUCUUUAUUUCUUUCAAGGACAACUUUGAAUUUUUUUAGUCCUAGAACAAGCGCUAAGUUUGUGAUAAUCAUUGAGGAAUCAUCUGAAUGAAUUAUUCCGUCCUUCGCUGAUGAUAUCUUAUAAUGAUUUAUAGUGAGUCUUGCGCAAGUUUUCCGAACAACCCGUGGGUUCUUGAAGAUUCAAUUUAUUAUGUAUGCUUCUAUUAUUAGUGAUUUGAAUCUUCGGUUCAAAGACAAUUUCAAGCAAUUCUGUCUAGAAAACUGAAACGGAAAACCCUUGUUAAUUUCGUAAUGUUUUUUCCUUCCUGCUAUUGUUAUGACCUUUAUUAGGAGUAUUCUUUAUAUGGUAUUAUCUGAUCAACUACUCCGUCCUGUGAAAUGUCUUCCAUUAAAUAGGUAAUUGUUGUGGCAAGCUUUACAUUCGCGCCGUUUGUGACAGCUUUAGAACGUUCAACUCGGUGCCUUUGAACAAAGAUAUCUUUUUUUUACUGAUGCAAUCUUUUUGCUCAGUGGCAUUUUUACGCCUUUGGCAUUUUUAGUAUCGGCAUUUCUUGGUUACCCAUAGUGCACUUCUUCACAGUGCACGGAUCAAAAUUAAAAGAUCAUUCCGAUAUUUAGCAGUAGUGUUAUAAAUUUAUUUUCAUCCAUGGUCAUGAAUAACUUUAUUUAUGCCACUUUUAAUUAUAUGUAAAUGAUGUUAUGAAAUUUCCUCGUUCUCACAUUAGGCUAGUAAGUUUUCACAAUGUAAGUUUAUCUUAUAUCUUUAGUUAAAGGUUGAGCAUAAGAAUAAAGGUUGAGCAUAUUUUGAAUAAAGAAGUGUAAGUUAAAUGUAUACGAAGGCCCAACUGUAUGGUUUCACAACAAUGUUUCCGCCAUGUCAAAAUAGAAUGAUUUAGUGUCACGAGUGUUGAAGAUCUCUGCGCACCUAUGGAACAAAAGGCAAUAAUUUCUUCUUUUUCUUAAUGGUUUUUUCGUAAUCUAGAUAGGGUGCGCUGCCAGCAAAUUUCUCACACACGGAAAGAUGUAAAAAAAAUUUUACCAUCUAGGAUUUUUUAAUGCAUUUUUUAUGGUAACUCCUAAUAAAGGCAGUUUGUCGGAAGAUUGAUCAUGCGGCCUUCUAGCACUUAAUUGUCUCGUUCAUUAACUGUAAGUACUCAAAGUGUAGUUACGCUUUGAAUCUCAGAUUGAAAUCCAAUCCGUCCUAAUUGAGUAUUGUUUAAGAUCCCAUGAAAGUUUAGUUCAUAUUUCUAACAUUUAUGUCUUCGUACAAUUUUGUUGUUCAGUAUGCUUUUUUCAACAGCGAUGUUCCCGUUUAAAACCUGGCUAAACUACCGAAGUUUAAGAUAUUUCCUCUCAUUUUGUCCAUUGUUUAUUGAAUGAUCACUGCGUAAAUACCUCAGGCAUUGUGGAGUGCGCGAAGCAUCUCAAGUUUUUUAAUUCCUCCUCUUUCUAUUUCUUCUAGAUUAUUACACUUAUCUGGAAGCCGUGUUUUUUCUUAGAAUGUUUGGUUGUGUUGAUGCUUUAAACUGUUCAUCUCAAUUGAAUAAUAGCUUUCCUCACCUUAAUGAACUAAAAAUGUAAUGGAGUAUUGGAAGAUAUCAUCGUAACUCCACGUAGCUGAGACGUAAUCUCAACGCCCAGCAGGGAUGCGUUGCGAGUUCUAGCAUCCAACAUGUUAUCCAAUUAUAUUCGUUAAGUAAAAUUUAGUUGGCUGACCGCUUCGGUUUAAAAAUGUAUCAUUAUUGAUGACAAAUUAGCAAAUUUUCUUAUUUGUAACUGUUAAAAGCCACCACACUUCUAGCCCUCAUUUUUUUCGCGUUAUGUUUGCUCGGAGGCACGUUUAUUCGCCUCCAAACUUUGCAUAUUUCUACCUGAGCUGGAGGACAGUGAUUCGUUGAUAAGUUCGUGAGGGAUAACCGAGUCACCAGCUGCCUAUAGAACUCACAGUAUCUUGAUACGGGCUGGUAAUACACGAGUUAUAUUAGUGUUACAAGGCUAAGGCUUCGACGGCUGGGUUGGUGUAGCUCUAACGCGAUUUACAUGGCGGCGUUCUUGUCAGUUACUGGGAGCCUCACUAAGGUUUUUUUUUUUCACGACCUCCGCCCACUUCUAGGGCCUUGAUCACGUGAUUUCCUUGCUGACUCAGGUUCGGGUGGAAUUUUAUACAAAGUAUUUCAAAAAGUGAAAGUAUUGAUGAGUUGUACAGUUUGGCUCAAUUUAGUAUAUUCUGUAUGAAUAUUAAUUGUAUUCUUUACGGUUUAAUUUUACAGUCACAUGUGCCAGCGUGCGGUGCACAUGCUAUUCCACGAACUUGUAUGAAAGAUUUUCAGGCAUAGAAUCUGAGCAAUGAACUUAUUGAAUAAUAUUUCUACAUUAGAACAAUGCUAACAAGUUUUCAUAGUUACAUAAGUGCAUAAAGCUUCAAACCCUCA
Hyalella azteca is the source of this 5665-nucleotide messenger RNA. RefSeq lists its product as uncharacterized. The record is from RefSeq and is a predicted model, not a curated record. The transcript has 16 exons. Lineage: Eukaryota; Metazoa; Arthropoda; Malacostraca; Amphipoda; Hyalellidae. Bases 116 to 2548 code for a protein of 810 amino acids.